Molecule: messenger RNA, 1938 nt
Organism: Desarmillaria tabescens
Lineage: Eukaryota; Fungi; Basidiomycota; Agaricomycetes; Agaricales; Physalacriaceae
Product: pyridoxal phosphate-dependent transferase
Exons: 9
Coding region: 390-1439 (349 amino acids)
Biological process (GO): transsulfuration
Cellular component (GO): cytoplasm
Molecular function (GO): carbon-sulfur lyase activity; pyridoxal phosphate binding
Source: RefSeq, a predicted model, not a curated record
GAUUUCUGUCGUGGCGGCGUACUCAAUUAAGGCCCCUCAACGGGCCGUCGGAUCUAUCCCCUCGUUCAUGACCUAUUCCCUGAAUGAAGCUCGGUCUUCGUCAAUCAUGAAUGUUCCGCCCGGAUUUUAGUGAAGUGUCAUAAACCCUAACCUUAGGAGACCCAUUGCUACCCAGAAUCAUUCCAGACGCCAUUUUCAUUACCAAGAUCCCAGCUAAGCACGCCGCCGCUCUCGCAAUCCCCGACAAGGAUUACGAACGAAACUGAGUCACCUGGCUGACUCAGCAUGAGAGGAUGACGAAUUAUUGCGAAUACUUCCGAAGGCUGACAAUAAAAGGAAGGCGCUGAAUUCCUUAUUUGCAAGACACUACGAGACCAACCCCCAUCACCAUGACUGUUGGAAUGGAUUAUCACCAUGCGAACGGCAACGGCCAAGCUACGCACACGAAUGGCCACAGCAAUACGUCGAAAUCACCGUUAAAGUCUGACGGAUUCAAUCCCACCACUGGCGCCGUUAUUCCUCCUAUAUCCUUGUCUACGACAUUCGCCCAGUCAUCUGUUGGAGUCCACAAGGGGUACGAGCUGGAGGAGGCGAAGGCCCUCACUUUUGGAAGCGGAAGUGCCGCGACUGGUGCAGUACUCGCUACGAUAGGCAAGGGGGGCCACGUUCUCAGCGUGAACGACGUUUACGGCGGAACUUGGAGAUAUCUGAAGCGUGGUGUUGAGACGACGUUUGUCGAUUUGGAAGAGGCGACUGAAGAGGAGAUAUAUGAUGCGAUACGAGAUGAUACCAAGUUAAUUUGGAUCGAGAUGCCAACAAAUCCCACAUUACACGUUGUCAUGGGCGCCGUCAUCGUCCCUCCUCAUCAUACCCCGCUAAUCGAACGACUACGAUUCCUCCAAAACGCCAUGGGUGCUGUCCCGAGCGCGUACGACUGCUGGUUGGCUAUGAGGGGCGCGAAGACCCUGGGCGUGAGGAUGCGCGCACAUGGCGAGAAUGCUUUGGCGUUAGCAAAGGUGCUCCAACAGCGAGAAGAAGUCGAGGAGGUGAUAUACCCCGGUUUGGCUACCCACAAGCGGAACGCUGUCGCAUGGAGAGGCGUCAGUGCUCACGCGAAGAAGUGGAUUAGUCGUACGACAGAUACCUCAGCGGAUGCGUUUGAUUUCCCGUAUGGAGGGAUGAUUUCGGUUCGGGUUCGUGGUGGAUACCCCGCGGCGGGCCGGUUCUUGGAGCAGCUGAGGUUGUUUACGUUGGCUGAGAGUCUUGGCGGUGUGGAAAGUCUGGCGGAGCAUCCUGCUGGGAUGACGCAUUCCGGACUACCGGAGGAGCAGCGCCAGAAACUUGGUAUAUCAGGUGGACUGGUACGGCUGAGUGUGGGUAUUGAGGAUGGAGACGAUCUCAUUACGGAUGUCGUUAAGGCAUUAGAGAAGAGUCAGUAAUUACACUUGUUUUGUAUUUUAGAUGUAGAGCAUAAUAGGACUAUAAAAGGCUUGUACAAUGCAUGGUUUACAUCAAUUAUGGCUAUCUGAUUUAUGAAUAACAACUGACCGGCGUAGUGGAAAAGCGUAUCUUCGGAGCUGUGAGUUCGAAUCUCUAAGUUCACGUUUAACAGCCAUGCAUGGAUAAACUUUUUUGAGUACUUUUCUGUCCAUGUUGGUCAUUCGAGAACUUCCCAUUGUCCCAAACAACUGAGUCUCCCUUCCCGACUUUUCUCUCUUUCGGAAGUCGUCUCCUUGGCAAGGGGGAUACUGACAGAAGCGGGCGAGUCGCGACUCGGAGUUGCCAAAUUGGGUCACUCACACGGGCCCCACGCGCUACCACUGCGCCAUGCUGUUCUUUUCAAUAUCGUAAUGUGACGUAGCAGAUAUUCUCUCUCCCUGUCCCUCGUUGGCAUGUUGAAUUUCAUGGAUGAUGGCGAACAAACGAAUCAAGGUCGCU